Molecule: messenger RNA, 1181 nt
Organism: Vitrella brassicaformis
Lineage: Eukaryota; Vitrellaceae
Source: the annotation of a GenBank genome assembly
AGAGAGGGCAAAGCCGCCGCAUGACGACCAUCUGGCUGUGUGCGUAGCUGGUGUCGCUUGCAUGGGAUCUCUACGUGCAUCAGGUGUGCCGUCACACACACACACAGCACCCUCCCUCACUGUUCUUGUCUGUCUGUCUGUCUGUGGUGGCUGGUCAGUCAGGCGAUCGAUCUCUGUAUACUCGCCAUGGUCGAGAAGACACGAUUUGUCGCCCGACCACCAUACGUCAAGCAAAGACAAUGGUAGGCGGCCUUAAGAAGGCUUUCAUCCAUCCCGUGCGUGUGGUGCGUUGUGCGUGCCUGUCUGCUGCAGGUAAUAAAUCCACCCGUGCCCCUCCUCUCCUACCAUUACAUAAGAAUCAGGCGACUUCGGUCGUAACUUCCUGGAGAGAGGAACACCAUGAAGGUAGACGGCCAAAUAAACAGGCAUCGUGGCCUAAUGGCAAACAGAGAGGCAUCGUGGCUUCCACAUAACGACCAUCUGGCUGUAUGCGUCGCUGGUGUCGCUUGCAUGAGAUCUCUACGUGCCGCAUCAGGUGUGCCGUCACCAACGACGGUGAGAAAGCCGUGGCCGGCAGUGGUCAGGGUCGCCAGCGCGAAUCGACAUCAGGUAAGGUACCACGUGUAUACACACGCCACACACACAUACACACACACAUCUCCCACACAAUGACGCCUCUCUCUUGUGUGUCUGCAAAGUUCGGCGACUCCAUCGACACAAACGACAAUAACACGACAAGAAAACCGUCCAAUGAUGGACUGCGACAAGGAAACCGUCCAACGAUGGGCUGCUGUAGUCACGUCUCUGGGCAAGCUCCUGAAGAGCUGGGCCAAUCGGCUCUCAUGCCAAUAGGCUCGUCAUGAAGAGGGCACGCUCUCCUUUGCGUUGAGGCAAGCUGAUCUGCACUUGUAUGUUGAUCUGCGCUGUUUGUCUGAUCCCCUCGUGAUCCGCCCUUCAUCCCACUUCAUGAUUUGUGCUGUGCGUCUUGUCCUUACCUGUGUACCUGUUCGUGUUCCUACCAUGAGACAUCCACACACAUACACACACACACAGCUACAAAAGGGAGAAGGACAUGCAUGCAAUUGUCUAUGUUCUUUUAUUCAUCGCAUGGAUGGUGUGAUCGACGUGUUUUCUGGACACAUCCGCAUUCUCCGUCAAGGGCGCAAUCGCCCCAAUCACUG